Arachis duranensis is the source of this 2453-nucleotide messenger RNA. RefSeq names its product DEAD-box ATP-dependent RNA helicase 50. The record is from RefSeq and is a predicted model, not a curated record. The coding region runs from base 41 to 1135 and encodes 364 amino acids. Lineage: Eukaryota; Viridiplantae; Streptophyta; Magnoliopsida; Fabales; Fabaceae. The transcript has 6 exons. Gene Ontology annotation, molecular function: ATP binding; nucleic acid binding.
UUAAUGUUUAUAAAGAGCUGGGAAGGAGCUGUUGUUGUCGAUGAUGAUAGACUGUGGGUGCCGUCGCCGGUUGUGGGAGGUUUGCAGCUUGGCCCCCAUCGCAUCGUUCCUCUUCUCCUUGCCGUCGCACGAAAGUCUGGGUCUAGCUCGUGGCGUCGCUGUCGCCAUUGCCAGUCGCGAAGGGUUGCUUGGUACUCGUCCCUUCGAUCUCUCUCUCUCUCUCAGUCUCUCCCUCUGUCCGAGCUCGGUCGUCUCUGUCGCGAAGGUCUGCUCUCUGUCCGAGGCUCCGAGCUCACGUCCCUUCCUCCAUCGUCGUUACUUCCCAUUCCUUCCUUGCCACCGUUCCAAUUACAACUCCAGACGAUGGUGGUGGUGGGACUUGCCAUCAUUCUCUCAAAGGCCUCCAUUGAUUUCUCUUUGGCGCACUACUCCCUCCAUCACCACCACCGCCACCGCCUCCUCCUCCUCUCAGCAACAAGACAUCGCGGCAGACAUCACAAUAGGCAUUGAUUCGUCCUCAUCCUCAAUAAGCCCAAGUUUCGGAAGACUGAAAGCUCAGAAAGUCAAAGCUCUCGUCCACAGGUCUAAGCAGCACAGAAACAGAAGCACUGAUCGACCACGUGAUUCAUCGCCAAACCCUCGUUCCAGAGGAGGAUGGGGGGACGUUAUAGGAUCCUUCCAUUCUCUUAAUUCUCAGGAGCUUGCUCCCGACACCAGCUUCUUCAGUGUCAAGUCCUUCAGGGAACUAGGCUGCGCUGACUACCUCAUCCAAUCACUCCAAAAGCUCUCUUUCCUGCGCCCUUCCAAUGCCAUGGCAUUUGCACCUGUUAUUGCUGGAAAGACUUGUAUUAUAGCUGACCAAAGUGGUUCUGGAAAGACUUUAGCAUAUCUUGCACCAAUAAUUCGGCGUCUUAGGCAAGAAGAACUAGAAGGACAAUGUGGCUUGCAACAAAGAACUCAACUGGAAACUUUACAACAGGGUGUUGAUGUAUUAAUAGCUACACCUGGCCGUUUUUUGUUCCUUUUGAAGGAAGGCAUCUUGCAGUUAACAAAUCUAAGAUGGAUGGCCACCAAGAAAGGCAAGGAGAAAGCUACCCCAAAUCCACAACAAGAAAAGGAACAAAAAGAGCAUUAGUGGCAGAGCCUUCUUCAACUGCGGUUAAACCCUCAACAAAAAGAAUUAAAAGGAUUAUAAAGGUUGAUGAAAAGGAAAAAGCAUUCCCAGCAAAAGACACUGCACGAUUUCCCAAUCGCUACUGUGAGCAGAUGUUCCCCAUUCUGGCAGCUCAGAAUUACAACAAUGAACAUCUUCUUAUCCUUCCACCUCGUAUUGCCACAUUUGUUGAGCCACAAAUUGCACAAAGACAUUAGGGAUUCCUCCAGAGACUGCCACGACAGGUUAAUUUUUCUUGGGUAGUUGAGUUCUACUCCAAUUUCCACCUGCCGACCCUGUAGUCUGUUUAUGUCCGUCAGAAGCAAAUCCCCAUUACAGAAGAGGCCAUUCAGCAAGCCUUAGAUCUUCCCCCCACUCUAGAAGGACGGUAUGCUUUUCAAGAAGCCUCACUCAAGCGCCAGGCGUACAAAUUUGACUGGGACGCUGUUCUCAGAGUUAUCGCACAACCUGGCAGCAAAUGGAUCUUCGGACACCAUCGUUCCCGUCCUAAGGGAAUCUCGGCUUCCGCACUUACCUUAGAGGCUCACGUAUGGGCACAGAUUAUGUUCCAUUACGUCUUUCCGAGCAUUUAUGAGUCUUCCUUCACCGCAAACAUGGCCGUUCUACUAUGGUGCAUCCUCACAGACCAGCCUCUAAAUCUACCAAGACACAUCCGGAAGGCUAUGGGACACGUGCAAAUCGCGGGCAACCUUCUUUUCCCCGUCUUGGUCUCAGAUAUUAUCUCAGCAGCCGGAGUCUCCUACAGAGCUGGGGACACCAAAGUCAUACUUCCAAAGGGAUGAUCAGUACGUCCCUAAUGGGAGAUAUCUCAGGCCACCACUUGCCACUACCAGCCAGUCCACAAAAGAUGCUGCAGACAUUCCACCAUCUACUAGUUAGCUGCUGCAUCAAAUACUGAAGAAGUUGGACCAACAAGACCAGAAAGCAAAGCUCCGAGAGUGUCAUAACCACCGUCGAUUCAAAUACCUCAAAGAGCUACUCACAGGCAACCACAGACCUGAUGAGGACCCAGGCACUCCGGACUUCACUUCCUUUACCAGCACAGGGAGCCAUGACGGUCCCGACUGUGGAGAUACUACCACCAGCCCACCCUUGUUCCUAACAGAUAGCACCGAGGAUGGUGCAAAGCCUUAAGUGGAGAGGUUGGUCAGUACCUGACUUCCGGAGGUAAUUCUUUCCCCCUUAACACCAACUUCUUUUUCUUUAGAAUAGGAUAGAUUGCAUAUUAGUAGGUUAAUUGCAUGCAUGUUCUACCUGAUUGAAAAGAUAAUAAGUUUCU